This is a messenger RNA of Echinococcus granulosus, 507 nucleotides long. RefSeq names its product Protein phosphatase inhibitor 2. The transcript has 2 exons. Gene Ontology annotation, biological process: regulation of signal transduction. The record is from RefSeq and is a predicted model, not a curated record. Gene Ontology annotation, molecular function: protein phosphatase inhibitor activity. Bases 1 to 507 code for a protein of 168 amino acids. Lineage: Eukaryota; Metazoa; Platyhelminthes; Cestoda; Cyclophyllidea; Taeniidae.
AUGAGUGAAGAGGAGGAGCAUCCAAAGGGUAUUCUGAAACAUACCGAUACAAAUGAAAAAAAAAACAAAACCUUUCAGUGGGACGAAAUGAAUAUAUUGGCCACUUACCAUCCUACGGACAAAACAUACGGUCAUAUGAAAGUGGAUGAGCCACCGACCCCUUAUAAUUUUGAAUAUAAUGCCUCUCAGACACCUAGCCAGGGAGUCUCAGCUGAAGCACUUGCAAGCAAACUUGCCGGUAUAUCUGAUAAACCACCCGGAAUGCUUGUCGAUAGGAAGCACGACGCUGAUGCCACUUUGGCACCUGAAGAAGCGGAACAUCGUCGGCAAUUUGAGGAGAAACGGAAGAAGCACUACAACGAAUACCAGGCCGUUCUCGCAAUGCGAGGAUCACACAGCUCUGGAACUGGGGAAGAUGAAGAUGAGGACGAUGACUAUGUGGAUCCCAUCGCGGCGAGGAAUGCAAAAAUAAACUCUCAAACACACGCUCCACACAAUCCCAAGUGA